Molecule: messenger RNA, 2875 nt
Organism: Actinia tenebrosa (Australian red waratah sea anemone)
Lineage: Eukaryota; Metazoa; Cnidaria; Anthozoa; Actiniaria; Actiniidae
Source: RefSeq, a predicted model, not a curated record
CAGUCCUGUCCUGUUACAUAACUAGUUGCGUUGUAACGUCCAAAACCUUCUGCAAGGCUCCUAAAAUCAUGGCUCAUCUUUUUGCAGUCGUUUUGCUUAUUUUUGUUGUCUUUCCACCACAAUUUAUCAGCGGCAACAUCUUUCCUUUCUGUUCUUCCAACCCAAACAAGUAUUACGGACCUAAAUUACCAAGUUUUCCCGAGGCGUUUGAAGCAAGUGUCGAAGUGAAUAUUGUUGACAGGAACUACACUGUUCUCUAUGCUGAAUACUAUGACAAGAACGCAAAUAAAGGUGCCCUGAGGAAGAUCAAGAAUGGAAGGUCCACAUACAACAUUUAUAACUACAAUGAGAAUGAGAUGAUGGUGAUCGAUGAAGGGAAUCGAAACUGUUCUCUGCAAAAUAUCACGGACAUCCAUCGAUACCCUUUCUUCGGAAGAAACGGUUCCCAAAUUGAAGGAAUGGCCGACUUGUUCCGCUUUGGUUCCAGCUAUAACGAAACGUUUAUCGGCAAUGAAACAGUCCGUGGAAUAUCAUGCUACCACUGGCAGACAUGCAUCAAUCAUCAUAAUCAUUCUUAUCUCCUCGAUUACUAUUUCUCUAUUCCUGAUUGGUCAAUGGCUCAUGGUUCUGGCAAUAUGCAAGUUGUCCGUGCCACCAUUAAUGGUACCACGACCCAUACCUAUCACUCUGGUGGCAGCCUUCCUGAAAAUUCCACUCGUUCAUUCUACCAUGUGUAUGACUUUUUUUCCUUCAAGCCAGGACCACCACCACCAUCUGUCUUUGAACUUCCAAGGGGAGUGUUUUGUGCUGGGAUGAAGGAUAGAAAACCUUUGCCAGAGAUGAAAUCUGUUUUCAGCGUUGAGAUAGAGUCAUUAAAUAUGGUCAACAAAUCAGUCUUUUAUAUGARGGAAUAUUAUGAUGUUGAUCGUAACAUUGCCAUGUUCAAGUACUAUGAUCAUCGUCACCAAAGUUACGGAGAGACACACAUGAUUCAUGACUUCACCCAUGGUGUAAUCUACAAUAUUUCAGGGUCUGUCUGUCAAAAUGUUACUAUCUUGUCCCCCAAUAACACCUGGGAAGGAAAAGAAACAGCUGAUCACCAUAUUAGGAUGAAGACUUCAUCUGAGAUGGUUUUCUCAAAUAACAAGUCCGCAAUGAUAUACACUGGGUCCACCACAGUGCGUGGCAUUGAUGCCGAUGUGUGGAUAGUAAAGAAGGAAACUUGGCACAGAGGAUAUAAACAGGAGAUUACUAGCGAGUACUAUUUCUCAAAGAAGCCCUGGAAUGUGCUAGCUGGCACCCUUAGCAACCUGUCACAUGUGUUGCUAAGGAUUGAUAUACAUAACCAGGUAACAGGCCGGUACCACAGGAUAAAUAUCUUCAACUACGAUCCUGAAACAGUUCCACUCUCUGUGUUCAACAUUAAUCCAUGUUUUGUUAAUAACCGGGCUGUCAUUUCAAUCAAACUGAAGGGUGACAUAAUGGGAGACGUGUCCAAGUAUGAGACUCAGUUUAAUGUUGGCGUUAGGAACAGUGUUGCCAAAGCUGCAGGGGUUUCAAAUCUCAGAGUGGAUAAUGUUAGGAAUGGAAAGAGCUCAGAGUACAUCCAAAUUUGGUUCACACUUCUUGGUAAGCCGCCCGUCACGUCACCUUAUGUGAAAGAAGUAGUAGAGAAGAACCUAACAGAAGCAAUAGAGGUAUUGAGAAAGACUGUGCAGGAAGGAGAAUUGGAAAUUAUGUGGAACAUGCCUGGCAAAGGAAAAAUGACCAAGAAAGCUGAAAAAUUCUUCUAUGACUCCAUGGAUAUUGACAGCCCCACCUCCUCUCCCGUCAGCCCAACAGAUCAUGGAGGUAAAAAGGGGAAGAAGAAGGGAGGAGUGCCUGGRGGUGCCGUGGCAGGCAUUGCUUUCUUGAUGAUUGCAAUUGGUAUCUGUAUUGGCCUGGGAAUUGCCCACAUCAUUAUGAAGCGACGUGGUACAAGCCUUUUCCAGUACCAACGACAGGAAUGAGAAAAUGAAGGGCAUUGUUGAGCCCUGUGGCUUUUGUGUAGUUUUAAAAAAUAUCCAUACUGUACGUUACCCCACCCCCUUAGAGGGGUAAGUUGUUGAUAUACACUCACUAUCACUAUAACCAUUAUCACCAUGACAACUAGCACUAGAACUACACUUCAAAGAUGAUUUGAUUGAGGUUUAAGAUGCAAUUUUGCAACAUGUUUUGUAACCCCCAUAUUUAUUAUUCAGCCAACACAGUCCAAUUAUCUUAAAAAUAAUAACACAUUCUAGGACUUCAAUUUAGCCUAGAGACAUUUGUUGUGGUUUUUAGCUUGCAUCAAAUAUCAAAAGAAUACCUAAACUCCGAAAUUUGAUUGACAGAAGCAUAAUUACCCAGGUCAAUAUUUCCAUCUCUAGCUGGUUGUCUGUGAUGUGUAAUUAUGUAUUAAGAUGGCAGAGUACGCUGGAUUACCUUUGCAUACUAAAACACUUUGUUUUCUUGUUUUUGAUAUUAUUUAUUCAUAUUAUUUUAUAAUUUUCACACAAACAAAAUUAUAUAUAAAAGUAAGACAAGGACAUUAUAAAUAAUAGACAGCUAUUACCAACAUGUUAUGCAAUAAUCUUUGAUUUAAAAACCAAAGAUGCAAUGCAAAGCUUAAAUUGUUAGAGAAGAUUUAUAUUUCGGUGGCCUCAAGGGUCUCUGCUUGAUGCGUGUUGGGAUAGCACCAAAAUUAGCUGUAUGAUCAAUUAUCACUGCAUUAUGUGUGAUAGGUCAAACAUUUUCGCAGUGACGCAUCCUUUCAAAAUUCAGUGUGAAGUCUUAUGGGAUCCCUUUCUUUGCGACCCUGAUAUUGUAGUGAAAAAAAAAAAAUCAAAAGGACAAU